Cryptococcus wingfieldii CBS 7118 is the source of this 564-nucleotide messenger RNA. RefSeq lists its product as hypothetical. The transcript has 4 exons. NCBI's taxonomy places the organism in Eukaryota, Fungi, Basidiomycota, Tremellomycetes, Tremellales, Cryptococcaceae. The record is from RefSeq and is a predicted model, not a curated record. Bases 1 to 564 code for a protein of 187 amino acids.
AUGGCCUUCCUGGACGACCUACCGGGCCCGCUUGCAUUCCCACUAGUACGCUCCCCCUCGUCCGUGCAACUCUUCCCCAGCCCCCCCUCCCCGGCUGUGAGGGUAGAGGAAUCAGCUCCUCGAGCUCACAGCCCUUUGUACCUCCGUUCCCUGCGAGCCUUUCCCCUCCCCACUCGCAUCGCUCGUCCACGUUUGGGCGGUAUCGACUUGUCCGCUACACUUCACACGCACAGCGACACGGGAACAUCACACGAAGGGGAAGAACCCUCACCGGUGACUGCGUCGCUGAAGAGAGCUCUUUCUCUUCUCGCAGCUGAUGCGACCUCUCUCAACGUCCGGAGAACGAUUGAGGACACAGUCGCGGUGUACCGUCAAUACGUCAUAGCGCAGGAGAAGCCAUCGAAAAGGUUGAGCUACACUCAGCCCAAAUGGGAGAAGGGAUGGAGGGGGAUCCUUCAGCAGGGGACCGGUGGGGUGUCUAAAACCCUCCUUGAUCAACACGAGGAUCUCCUACGGGAGAUGUUGAUCGAGGCUGGGACGACCGAGGAGAAGGAGAUUGGGUAG